AUGGAAGAGAAGUGAGUUUAUAUUGCUUUAAUUUUAUCUUGGUUUAGAUCUUCUCUCUCUUUGAGCAUAAAGUCUCGUGGAAAUGUCUUGAACGGCGACCGAGAAGUGGCAUCAGUCUUCAAUCAAGACUCGGAAUCAGAGGAAGAAGCUCCAGCAUCAGCCGAAGAGAAAUUUCGACAGAAGUACGGAAAUAAAAAGGAAAAGGAUGAACGGGCAGUAAAGAAGGUUUUGGAAGAAGAUAAAACUGUCUACGAUUAUGAUGGUCAUUAUGACGAAAUGGAAAGGAGAAGAGAGGAGAUCAAAUCAAGUAAGAAACAAUCGGAUAAAGAUGGUGGGGUAAGUAUCUCUUUUAUUUUCUUCGUUUUUAGAGCUCACGGAUAAUAAAAUGUGGUUAAUUUACAGCCCAAAUACGCGGAUAAGCUGCUCAAAGCGAAACAGCGCCGUGAUUUGGAGAAACUGAUCAUAGAAGAGAGAAAACAGGACCGAGAAAGAGCUGCAGAAGGAGACGAAUUCGAGGAUAAAGAGGCAUUUGUGACAGAAGCCUACAAAAAGCAGAUUGAAGAGAAAGAAAAGUUCCGGAAGGAGUUAGAGGCCGAAGAAAAGAUAAAUGGUAUGUUUCGAAGCUCUUUGUCAUUUUAUAUUAACAUUUAUAUUGCUUCAGAGAUAAACGAUGUGACCAAAUCCAGUAUGUAUCGUGAGACCUUUGCCAAGAAGUUGUUGGAUGACGCAGCGGCCGAAAGGGAGCUCAUAAUCAAAGGUCCGAGCGUGCCAGAGGUUAAACAAGAAGAAGAGCUGUCAAAAGAGAAUGAAACUAAGACAACAUCCAAGGCCGGAGGAAAGAAGAAAUUUGUGCCAUUCACCGACUCGGAAGAAAGUGAUGGCCCUGUAACCCCACCGCCAGAGACUUUAAAGGCCGGAUUGAAUGUGAAGAAGCCGAAAGAAGAGACAGAAGACAGUAGAAAAGAGAGAACACGCGAAAAGGAGAGACACAGGAGUCGAGAGAGAAACAGAAGCCGAGAUAGAGAUCGUGAUACGAGGCCAAGAAGUCGAGAUCGAGACAGGAGAGAUCGAAGGGACGAUCGAGGACGAAGGGACUCAAAAUAUAGUAGGGAUGAUAAAUACCGAAGAGAUCACAGAGUAAGUCAUGGAGAAUAUGACUGUAGCGCAAUCUUAGCUUAAUAAAGUGAGGUGUAUUGGGUGUCAAUAGAAAGCUCGUGAAGAGUACUCCUUAGUCAUGUCUUUAUUUUUGCCAAAACCGUUUGGUUUUAUUUACUAGAUCAAAAAUAUUAUACUUGUUAUACCAUGUAUAAUAUAAAGUGAUUCUCGAGACUUGAAAUGGGUGUAUGGUUUUUUCUAUAACAAAACAGUAGCUAUUAUUGUAGAAUGUGUCUGUAUGAGAGUUUUACGAAGAUUUAACGACUGUAUAUACCAUGAAAUUACGUCAUAUUAUACAUGAAGGACCAGUUUUUUUAUGACAGUGAUUUCGUAGGGUAAUAUUGGACGUAGCGAAAAACGUGGCUAGAUAAUGAAACCACUCGUUAGGGGCUUUCAAAUUAUAGGUAAUACCACCUUUUCGUAACACAUUUACUAUUGCGCUACCUUGUUCAUUUACAAUAUCUAAUAUCUAAUUUUAGGUGGAUAAACACCGUGAUUCCCGUCGCCGUUCUCCAGAAAGACGAUCCAAGAAAGUUUCUAUAUCUCCUGUAAGAAGAUCAACCCGACAGUCCAAGUCUCCGCCCAGAAAACGAUCAAAAUCCCCAAGGAGAAGGUCACCUUCGCCGAGGAGAAGGUCGGAAAAACGAAGAUCUCCCGAAAGGAAACGCUCAGAAUCUCGCACCGAUCGCAAAAAGGACAAGGAUGUGAAGCCAAGAACAAAGAAGGCCAGUUCGGAUUCGGAUGAGGAGCUGCUGAAGAAGGAAGCCAAUGGAACGCUAACAUCUCGAGAAAGACAAUUCCUGGAACAAAAACGACGCAUGAAGAAGGUGAAGAAAGUCUUGGCACACCGAAAUAACCAAGACCAAAUCGACGCCUAUAUGAAAAGGUACUUCAAACGACGAGAAGAAGGCCUAAUUGAGCCCCCAAUUGUUGGACAAGACGAGAAAAUCAAGUACUAA
Molecule: messenger RNA, 2114 nt
Organism: Bursaphelenchus xylophilus (pine wood nematode)
Lineage: Eukaryota; Metazoa; Nematoda; Chromadorea; Rhabditida; Aphelenchoididae
Source: the annotation of a GenBank genome assembly